Messenger RNA from Rasamsonia emersonii CBS 393.64, 2520 nucleotides. RefSeq lists its product as uncharacterized. Gene Ontology annotation, molecular function: RNA binding. The record is from RefSeq and is a predicted model, not a curated record. The coding region runs from base 1 to 2520 and encodes 839 amino acids. The transcript has 3 exons. NCBI's taxonomy places the organism in Eukaryota, Fungi, Ascomycota, Eurotiomycetes, Eurotiales, Trichocomaceae. Gene Ontology annotation, cellular component: mitochondrial inner membrane.
AUGAUGCGGGCUGCGCUCCCAAUAUGGGUACCAGACCCUGUUUGUUCAUUGUCACGUUUGAGGACCCGUCACAUGCUCCUACGUCCUCCUAUAGCUUGUGGCCCGUAUGCGCAACGCACGCAGCUUCUAUCAGCCGCAGGCGUGCGAUACUCGACAAACAGGCCGUACGAAGAGGGGCGCAUCAAAGUAGAGCGUAAUGAAGGAAUGCUUUUCAUCAACAACAUCGCCCCGCUACGACUCCAGUGGUUCUUCCGCCUGUCACCGGUGAGCGAGGGUCAAUUUGUUGACCGUGUUUUGAGACAGUUUAAUCAGCCCUCCUACGCCGCUGCAGACCACUGGGCCAUCGCAAGACGGGCCAUGCCGCCUGAUUGGAACAUUGAGAUCAAGGCGGUUGUUCCUCGACUGAAAGAAGGCGGGCUGUUUGUGAAGUACUCCCGUCCGCCUGAUAAAACCGAUGAGGAGAUAGAAGAGGCCGUGAAAAUCCAUCUAAUGGACAAGCCGAUAAGACCGUGGUUCAAUCCGUUUGACCAGGUCGGGGUAGGGCGCGUCGUGGGGAAUCCAUGGAUCGAGGACCUGCAUCGCUUUCCGAGCCCCAAGUUGAAGGUCGAGUUUUGUCCGACGUCGCCCGAAACCACUGCGACCGAACUGACGCAAGAAGCCUUAUAUACCAUUUUCCGAAAGUAUGGGAAACUGAGGGAUAUAGAACGGCAACAACCGGGGUCGCCGGUUACACCCAAGUUCGCCUACGUGGAGUUCAGUCGGGUUAAAUUCGCCGUCUUGGCCAGGAGUUGCGUGCAUGGUCUGACAGUCAUAGAAAAGGAUGGGGGCGGUAAACAUGGCACGGUUCUGAAGAUCACAUACGAGCGAAAGAUCAAAGGCUCCUGGAUCAGGGAGUGGCUGUUCAAUCAUCCCAGAAUCGUCAUUCCCACCUUAGCCGCGCUGAUCGCGGGGAUAACUGUCAUCAUCUUCGAUCCGAUCCGCACGGCAUUUAUCAAGCUCCGGAUCAAAUACUUACUGAAUACCGAGGAGAAGGGCUUUUGGGAGUGGAUCCGAAAGCAAGUAAGAAGGGCAAAUAUUCUCUCCUCUGGGCACCAAAAGAGCCAAAGCAAUAUACUCGCAGCAAUCUGGGACAAUCGCAAGAAUGAUGUCGCUCAAUUGCAGUCUUGGUUGAUGGAGAGCGCAGGUACUUUUAUCGUCGUCCAAGGCCCACACGGCUCGGAAAAGCGAGAGCUGGUUAUUCAGUCGCUGAAGCGGCAUAGAUACAAGGUCAUUAUUGAUUGCAAGCCUAUCCAAGAAGCGAGAGGAGACUCUGCAAUGAUUUCCGCUGCGGCGACCCAGGUGGGCUACCGACCCGUCUUCUCCUGGAUGAAUAGUAUCAGCAGCUUUAUCGACCUGGCUUCCCAGGGUAUAAUCGGGACAAAAGCUGGAUUUUCGGACACACUGGAUGCGCAGCUUGGUAAGAUCUGGGCCAACACUGGAAAUGCCCUCAAGCAGAUUGCGCUAGAGGAGCGGGGAAAGGAUGAUCGAGAUUCUCAAUUGUCAGAGGAAGAGUAUCUAGAGGCGCAUCCGGAGCGGCGACCCGUCGUGGUGAUCGAUAAUUUCCUGUACCGGGCCAGCGAAAAGACUCUGGUCUACGACAAGCUGGCGCAAUGGGCUGCUGCGCUGACAACAGAGAAUAUUGCACAUGUGAUCUUUUUGACAACGGACCCAUCGUAUCCCAAGUCUCUCAGCAAGGCGUUGCCCAAUCAAGUGUUUCGGACCAUCUCGCUCGGUGACUGCUCUCUUGAAGUCGGGAAGAAAUUCCUUCUGAGUUACCUGGAGCGUAAUGGUGGUGAUGACGGCUCCAAGCCAGGUUUAUCUCAAGGAUUGGAAGACUUAGAAAGCUGCGUCGCCACCUUGGGAGGUCGUCUGCCGGACUUGGAAUUUAUGGCACGUCGGAUCAAGGCAGGAGAGAGCCCUCAAAGUGCUGUGAAUCGGAUCAUCGAACAGUCUGCUGCGGAAAUCCUGAAAUUCUUCGUCCUGGAAGUCGAUCCCGACACUCGGCACUGGACUCGCGAACAGGCAUGGUACCUCAUCAAAGAGUUGGCAAAUUCGGAAGAUGCAGUUGUCCCGUACAACCAAAUCUUACUCUCUGGGCUCUUCAAGGAGAGAGGAGAGGCCGUGAUCGAGGCUCUUGAACAAGCAGAGCUGGUCGCGGUCGUCUCGGUUAAUGGCCGACCGUCUGCCAUUAAGCCUGCCCGGCCAGUAUAUCACGCUGCAUUCAGACGUCUGACCGGGGAUAAAGUGUUACGCAGCCGCCUCGACCUGGCUGUUCUCGCUCUGCUGAUUGGGAACGAGAAUAAGAAAAUUAGCAAGUAUGAAGAUGAGCUUCAGUUGCUUGGCCGCCUUCACAAGCAACCGAGUCAGCUUACCUCGCGGGUCCAAUGGGUGCUGCGGAAGAUCGAGCAUGCACAGGCAAAAGUGGAGCGGUACGAAAUGGAAAGCGCAUCUCUGGACCGGGUUUUGCAAUCUGAGCGCUGA